This is a messenger RNA of Meloidogyne enterolobii, 792 nucleotides long. The record is from the annotation of a GenBank genome assembly. NCBI's taxonomy places the organism in Eukaryota, Metazoa, Nematoda, Chromadorea, Rhabditida, Meloidogynidae.
AUGGCUCGUCGUGAACGUAACCGUAUGGAUGAACUUUCUGGUGCUGAAUAUUUGGCGAGUAUUUAUGGGACAGAAAAAGACAAAGUCAAUUGUUCUUUCUAUUUUAAAAUUGGCGCUUGCCGUCAUGGUGAAAAGUGUUCGCGGACUCAUAAUAUUCCUUCAUUUUCGCAAACUGUGCUUUUAAAGAAUAUGUAUCACAGUCCAAUAAUUAAUACACAAUUAGCAGAAGCAUAUUCGAAGCUUCAUUCAGCAAAUGCUUUAAUGCUAAAAUCUGGGGAAGAAGCUGAAAUCGAGCAGCGUUAUUUUGAAGAAUUUUUUGAAGAAGUAUUUACUGAACUUGAUUCAAAAUAUGGAAGGAUUGAAGAAAUGAAUAUUUGCGACAAUAUUGGUGAACAUAUGAUUGGGAAUGUUUAUGUUAAAUUCUAUGAUGAAGAGGAUGCUGAAGCUUGUGUUAAGGGACUUGAGAAUCGUUGGUUUAAUGGUGAACCUAUUUAUGCGGAACUGUCACCUGUGACUGAUUUUCGUGAGGCUUGCUGUCGACAGUAUGAACUGGGUGAUUGCAGCAAGGGAGCCUUCUGCAAUUUUAUGCAUUUAAAACCUAUUUCGCGUGAACUUCGCCGCCGUUUAUAUGGUUCUCGAGCUAGAACGCCUGAUCGUUUUGGGAAAACACAGCCACGCAGAGAUCGUGAAUGGGAACAUGAUGAUCGAACUGAAAGAGACGGAGGAAGCAAUAGACGUCGUUCCCGAAGUCCGAGAGCAAGAAGACAUUGACAAGGAUUAUACACGCCAUUC